AUGAAACAAAAGACCCAUACAACUUUUGUGGAGUGGGCCGGUCCAUAUGUUCAUCUCUUGGCCACAAAUAAUCUAAGUAAAAUCAAUUGCUGGAAUAUGAGUUGGGUGGAUGAUGCCGAAGAAGAAGAAGAAAAACACAUGUGUGAGAGUGAGAGAAAAAAACGUCAAGGACUUUUGAGAAAGAAAAAAGCAACAGUCUUAUUGAAGCAUGGUACUUCUAACAAUCGCACCUUCUAUUCAAUGUCGGCAAUGUUUUUGUGUAAUUUUGCAGACGCUUGGAAAUCCCGCUUCAUGGACAAAGGCUUGGAAGAUUUACAAUGUUCUAUAAUUUUGCUUGUACUAUCCAAGUGUGUAGCUCAUUACACUGCCAAGAAAUCAAGGACUUUUAUAUAUUUAACAGGUAUGAGGAGGUACAAAUACGUUAAUAAUUCAUCACCAAGCUUACAAGCAUAA
Phycomyces blakesleeanus NRRL 1555(-) is the source of this 453-nucleotide messenger RNA. RefSeq lists its product as hypothetical. The record is from RefSeq and is a predicted model, not a curated record. Lineage: Eukaryota; Fungi; Mucoromycota; Mucoromycetes; Mucorales; Phycomycetaceae. The coding region runs from base 1 to 453 and encodes 150 amino acids. The transcript is spliced from 7 exons.